AUGGAUUUAUUCUCAGAAGGCAAAGAUGGCCGGUGGGUCUCGCACGAUGGACCAAGCAAGAAUGGCAACAGAGCAAAAGAAAUGUUCGCUGCUGUCGCUGCUCAUCACAAAGCUGGCAAGGCCAUUACUUUUGUCUGGCUUGAUUUGAAGAACCCCGACGCCUGCGAUCCCAGCAAACCGGCAGAAUGGGGUGUUCGCGUCCUGUAUGGAUUUUACGGAAACGAGAAUGGCAACGCAUACCGACUUCUACAAUCCGGCCUCACUGCUAACGAGGCUCUGAAUGUAGAUGGCAGAUCAGCCCCCCUGCAGCAAUUCUUCAACAACAAGGGGCCUUCCAAUAUCCAGAAGCGUGUAGCUUCAUAUGGCUGGAUGAACCUCAAAGAAGGAUUUGGCGAUUGCACAGAGUCAGGAGAUGCACAUCUCACAUGUACUCAGCUGCGCCAGGAGGUCACUAGUGGCAAAUUCGGAAAGGUAUUCAGUUGGACGGCGGUGGUGGAUCAAGUGCAAUUGGUUCAGAAGCUCAUGGGCGUGGGUAUUGACGGUAUUAUCUAUGGAUUGGAUGGCGCUCCUUAUGGCGGGAGUGCUACUCAAGCUCUUGCGCAGAUCCGCAGUUCGCUGGCGCAGAAUGGAGGAUACCGAUACGCUGGGGUCAGCGAUAACCCAUGGUAG
Fusarium mangiferae is the source of this 669-nucleotide messenger RNA. RefSeq lists its product as uncharacterized. Bases 1 to 669 code for a protein of 222 amino acids. Lineage: Eukaryota; Fungi; Ascomycota; Sordariomycetes; Hypocreales; Nectriaceae. The record is from RefSeq and is a predicted model, not a curated record. The transcript is spliced from 2 exons. Gene Ontology annotation, biological process: lipid metabolic process. Gene Ontology annotation, molecular function: phosphoric diester hydrolase activity.